AUGAUUUCAAAAUGUACGGAUUAUAAACUCGAGACGAACUAAUGUACCUAAUAAUUACUCCGAAUAAUGAAGCGAUCUCCAAUAAAACGCCGUGCGACCCGAGGUUGAUGAUGCCCGCAUCGGCCUCCCCAAUGAGUACCCCGCACGCUAUACGCCUCCUUCUAGCGAUCGCUACAGAACGAGAUCAAUGGCUUUAAGGCCAAGUCCGAUCUUGUAAAUAGAGCGCCGGCGCCAAAACGAGUCAAAAGCAAUUGCAACCAUGUCUCCUAAGCCUCGUCUAGAUGGAAAGGUCGCUAUCGUGACGGGCGGCGCGUCGGGCUUCGGACGUGGCAUCGCGGCUAAAUUCGCGGAGGAGGGAGCAAAGGUCGUCAUCGCCGAUCUCUCCGACGAAGCUGGUCAGACAGCGGCGCGGGAGCUAUCGUGCAAAUUCGCGAAGGCGGAUGUGACCAAGCGAGAGGACUGGGAAGGUCUUCUCAAGGUAGCUUUGGACGCUUACGGCCAACUUGAUAUCGUGGUGAAUAAUGCGGGGGCCACGUACGUCAAUAAGGCUACCGAAGAUGUGACCGAGAAGGACUUCGACCUCGUCAUGAACGUCAAUGUCAAGUCGAUUUACAUCUCGACCAAUGUCCUUCUCCCCUAUUUCCUAGAGGCGAAGAGACCGGGUAGCUUUAUCCAGGUUGCUUCGACCGCAGGUGUUCGACCACGUCCGAGACUUACUUGGUAUAAUGCUUCGAAAGCUGCUGUUAUCAAUGCUACGAAGACGAUGGCUGUUGAAUAUGGACCUCAGAAGAUUCGGUUUAACGCGGUCUCCCCAGUAGUGGGAAGCACAGGAAUGACGCACCUGUUCAUCGGCAAACCUGAUACCGCCGAGAACCGCAAGGCCUUCGAAUCUGUGAUACCUCUAGGCAGAGGCUCUACGCCGGAAGAUGUCGCCAACGCUUGCUGUUACUUGGCCAGUGAAGAGGCCGCCUUCAUCACGGGAAUCAACAUCGAAGUUGAUGGAGGGCGGUGUGUCUAGGGAAAUCCACUUACGAAGUUAACGAUCUCGAUGUCGGUUAUCAAUGGCAUUUGCGCGGAUAUCAGCAAUCUUUCGGUCCGAGGAUAGUACGAGAUUAAUUCCGGGAUGAUGACGCUCUCAGCUGGAUUCUCGUGGGCGACGGUGACUUGGUGUCUAGUUCAUAUAUCUGCAUG
Molecule: messenger RNA, 1191 nt
Organism: Annulohypoxylon truncatum
Lineage: Eukaryota; Fungi; Ascomycota; Sordariomycetes; Xylariales; Hypoxylaceae
Product: 3-oxoacyl-reductase
Exons: 3
Coding region: 260-1018 (252 amino acids)
Source: RefSeq, a predicted model, not a curated record